Messenger RNA from Chlorocebus sabaeus (green monkey), 1490 nucleotides. The record is from RefSeq and is a predicted model, not a curated record. Lineage: Eukaryota; Metazoa; Chordata; Mammalia; Primates; Cercopithecidae.
GUAUUCUAGAUUGCCUAUUCAUCACAAAUUCUGUCUCCUCCAGAAUCCAGGAAAGAAUAAUUAAGAUAUUUUCAAAAUGGAAAGUUCUCAUGCCAAAGAUUUUUGCCUUCUUCACCAUACUAUGAUUUCCUGAUGUUCUUAAAGGCUCAAGAAUGGGGCUGAGUACACGCUGUGUGCUAAGCAAAGAAUAUUUGGAUUGAAUUGAAGGCCUGCAGAACGUGGACUAUUCAGAGACACUGAAUUUGGCCUUGGGUGAAUACCUGCCUUGGGUUGGCCAACUAGCAGUCAACAGCAAUGAGCCAAAAGAGACAAACCAAGUUUCAAAACGGCAAAUCAAAGACAUCAGAAAAUAGCUCAGCUAAACGUGAGAAAGGAAUGGUUGUCAAUGGCAAAGAGAUUUAUGAUGCAGUCGGGCGAUCAAAAUUUGUUCUAGAAAACCUUCGGCAUUACACAGUCCAUCCAAAUUUGGCCCAGUACUAUAAGCCUCUGAAGGCCACUGCACUGCAGAAAUUCCUGGCUCAAAACAAGAAAACCACCAGCUUCAUGUUAAAAGUAACAGAGUAUGACCAGGAUAAGACCUUACUGAUUAUGACCAACAACCCACCUCCCUGCUCAAUCACCCAUCAAGACAAGGAGAGUGCACCCAAAUACUUUUCCAAGGAGUUACUGCUCAAGGUCAUGGAGAGUCAUCAUCAGCACAAACCCACUGAGAAUCUCUGGCUGCCCCGCAUGCCUCAGAAAAAAAAGUUAAGAUCUAAGUUGAAACCAAUCUUCCCUUUGACACUGUCGGACGAUCCUACAUCCAAGAGAGAACAAUGGUUUAGGUUUUCCACCGACAAUGAUUUCAAGAGCGAAGGGAAGUAUUCAAAAGUCUACGCUUUGAGGACGCAGAAAAAAACGUACCCUCAGCUCACCUUUGCUCCAGUCCAUGAGAGAGGUAUGAAGAAAGACGCUUCCAAGAAGUCAGCGAGUGAAAGGCCGAUUUCCAAGGUGAUUCGGGAACCACUGACACUCGCAUCGCUCCUGGAAGAGAUGCCCACCAGAACCGCGCCCGGGGAGAGCGCCUUCCGCAACGGGAGGGCCCCGCAGUGGAUUAUCAAAAAGGCCACGGUCAUCGGGUGAACACAGAACCCUCAGUCCUCCCGCCUCGCUCUCCUGAGACUGAGGGGUCCGCAGAGGUCGCCAACCAAAUAAAACCACAUUCCUGCUGCUGCGGGCGUGGGCUCCCGGGUCACGGGCCGGGAGGGUCUGGCCGAAGCCUCCGGCGGCUGCGGAAGCAGGAGAGGGCGUGGUUGCGUCCCCGGGGGACGAGGGAGGCCGGGGAGGGCGGGCCUUGGCCCCGAGUGACGGCGCGGCGGCCCAACCGGCGUGAGAGCGCGGGGCCGGCCUUCCUGCAGCCUCUUCCGCUCUCCGGCUGCGGCGCCUGGGACGGUUGCGGUGGGUCUGGGCUUUGGGAAGUCGUCCAAGAUGAUUAAAAAAUUCGACAAGAA